AGACUGCAGCUUGGCUUUGCUAUUCUUCAUCCUUCCCUUUUCUUUUUCUGCAUUCGUCGUAAGCAACGUUUGUAAUAUAUCUAUAUAAAUAUCUACUAACUAUUAUCUACGAUCAUCUUGAUAAGCUGUACCACCUUUAGUCAGCUCUGUGCUUGCAGCUAUCGUGUGCUCUUCUCUCUUGCUUUCUACAGCUUUUUUCCGUUGUUCUAUUUUAAAGCUUCGUGUGUGAUUGGCAUUUGGCGCUGAUCGAUAUUGCCGCCGUGUUUUCUUUUUUUCGCUCUCCUCCCCUUGUUUUCUCUACUCUACGGCUUAACAGUGUACAUAUAUAUAAAUAUACAUUUCCUCCAGCUUUCCUCGUAAAAAGAAGAGAAGCCCAAACAAACAACCAUCCCAUCUCCUCCUUCUUAUUCUUAUUACAAAUGUACGUCCAAAACGCGAACUCCUCCCAGCAGAUGAUGCAGUUCCCACAGAAUCAGUCCCAGCAGCAGUUCUCUGCCAUUUCUUCCUAUCCUCCGCAGCAGUCCUUCAUCGUGCAGCACCCGCAGCAGCAGAACGUGUACCCGUCGCAGAACACCCAGUUUGUCCCGAUGAACAUCACGUCUCAGUCGAGCCAAAACUACGUCAGCGCGCCCACCGGAACCGUCUACGACAAUAAUUUCCAAGGCUCCGUGAGCCAGAUCUCGCCGGACCAGAUCACGCGAAGCCACAGCCGCACGCAGAUGGUGCCGAUCCCGUCAAACGAUGAGCGGUACCGCAAGCAGCUCAUCGUGAACUACCUCGCGCAGGACGUGACCAGCGCAGACAUCCACACCCUCUUCUCCCGCUUCGGCCCCCUCGACGGUGCUCGCAUCAUCUUCGAUCGCCAGACGAGCAUGCCGCGCGGUUACGGCUUUGUCUACUUCCGUCAUCCGGAGAGCGCGAAGCAGGCGGUGGACACGAUGAACGGGUAUGAGUUCCACGGCAAGCGUCUGAAGGUGGGCUACUCCACCAACCCGCUGAACAUCAUCUCCAGCACCUCCGCGGCGCAGUAA
This is a messenger RNA of Leptomonas pyrrhocoris, 1031 nucleotides long. RefSeq lists its product as hypothetical. The transcript has a single exon. Lineage: Eukaryota; Euglenozoa; Kinetoplastea; Trypanosomatida; Trypanosomatidae. The coding region runs from base 420 to 1031 and encodes 203 amino acids. Gene Ontology annotation, molecular function: RNA binding. The record is from RefSeq and is a predicted model, not a curated record.